GCGUCCGAGCGCGCGGUCUGCAAGUCGCCGGAGCUGGCGAAGGCCGACCGGGAAUUGGCUGGCCUCUACGCGGCCCUGGCGGCCAGGCUCACGGGGCCGGCCAAGGAGAGUCUCGAGAAGAGCCAGGUGCGCUGGAUCGUCGGACGAAACCGCGCCUGCCAGCCGAACGAAGAUCCCGAUGUGAUCGAGCGCUGCCUCACGACGCGCUAUGCCGACCGGAUCGCCGAUCUCAAGGCCUCCGCCGCCGGUCCUUAUCCCUUCGUCGAGGAGGAGGCGAUCGAGAAGGCGGGCAAGGUCGGAAAGGUCAAAUACUCGCUGGACCUCCGGUAUCCGCGUUUUGCCGGGAAGACGGCGGACUUCUCCGCUCUCAACCGCUCCUAUGCCGAUGCGGCGGCGAAGGCCGCCAAGGAGACGACGCCGGGCGCCGAUGCCGGCGUCGACCGAGACGAACAGUGGGAGGCGGUGCAGAGCUACGCGCUGCAGCGGCCGGGGCCCGACGCCAUCACCGUGGCGCUGACUUUCUGGGCCUACACCGGCGGCGCCCAUGGUUACGGAAGCUUGAGCUGCACGCUGGUCGACCUGCGUACCGGCAAAGCCGUGCCGCCGGCCGGAGUGUUCGCCGAGAACUCACCUUGGCUGACGGAGGUCGUCGCGAUCGUCGCCGCCGAUCUCAAGAAGCAGUUCGUCGAGAAUCCCGGCUUCGAGGAUGCACUGGAACCGCGCAAGCUCACCAAGACAGUGAACAGCGACGAGCGCUUCUGCUGGCAGGCCGACAGGCUGCAGGUCUAUUUCAAUCAGUACGAGGUCGGUCCCUAUUCGUCCGGUCCCUACACGGUCGAUAUCCCCUACAGCCGGCUGAAGCCGCUGCUGCGCACGGGCGGUCCGCGUUCCGGCAAGGACGUCGUGAACGGCGUCGAGAAGGGCGUGUGGCCAGCCGAUCUCUGGAAGGAGAUCGAGGAGAUGGGCCUGCCGCUGAUCGCCGUGCCCGAGGAUCUGGAAGGCGUGGGCGGAACCCUGGCCGACCUGAUGGCCCUGCUGCGCGUGGCCGGCGAGCAUGCCGUCCCCGUGCCGAUCGCCGAGACGGCGCUGGCCAACCUGCUGAUUGCCAAUGCCGGCGGCAAGCCGGCAACCGGCCCCUCGACGCUGGCGCUGGGAGACCUGACGUUCCAGGGCGGACGCGUGAGCGGGAAGGUCUCGCGCGUCCCGUUCGCCGGCGUUGCCGAACGCUUCGUCUCGAUCGUGACGGCGGGGGGCAAGUCCACGCUGGUCGUGCUGCCGCGCGACGCCGCGACGAUCGAGGAUGCGCCGAGCCAUGCCGGCGAGCCCUACGGUUCGGUGUCGUUCGAUGGCGCCACGCCGGAAUUCUCGGCGGCCUCCACGAUCGGCGCCGACCGCGCUUUCGAACUCGCGGCCCUCGCCCGGUCGAUGCAGAUGGCGGGCGCGGCCGACAAGCCCGGACGCGCAGGCGUUCGUCGAUUACCUGAAGACGCCAGCCGCCAAGCCAUUCUUCGAGAAGCAGGGCUUCACUGUAUUGAAGUAGCCUCGGCCGCGUUGCUGCCGGCGAGGAGCAGGGACCGUCCCAGCUUUUCGGCGGCCGAUGCGGGCAUCGAGAAGCCGACCGUGGCGGGACCGACCGCCACGGCGAGCAGGGUUUCACCGCCCGGCAGGCCGCCGACGCUCAGCGAAUCCGUCGGCACCAGGGAGAGCUCCGCUGCAUCGGAAGGCCCGUUCUGCGGCAGCGCACGGCCCAGCAGAAGCAGAGCGGGACCAGACGCUGCAGGUCCGCCGCCGGGAUGGUGA
Messenger RNA from Ostertagia ostertagi, 1800 nucleotides. Lineage: Eukaryota; Metazoa; Nematoda; Chromadorea; Rhabditida; Trichostrongylidae. The record is from the annotation of a GenBank genome assembly.